AGUCUAGGCCUAUGUGACAAUACUUCCUCAUUUGGGUUUAGUUAUUUGUCAAAGUAUGGCGACUGUGCGUUUCACCCUCUCUAUUCUACUAACUCUCCUCCAUCAUUCAGAGCCCAGUGCUGAGACAUCUGUGUUUGUGCUGAAGGGGCAGGAUGUUCGCCUGAAUGUCCAGACAAAUGUUCAACUGCAAGAUGUUGAUGUGCUAUUUUGGAAGUUUAACAGAUUAGACAAUGUUGUAAAGUACCCCCCAAAAGGUACCUUUGAAAGGUACCGAGGUAGGGCUGAAUUUAGUGUGGGAAACUUCUCUCUGCUACUGAAGAACCUCCAGGAAGGAGACAGUGGACUUUAUGAUGCAGUUGUGUCUGGUAACAAUGACAGAAACGUUGCUAAAUACUUGAUAAAAGUCCAAAGUACAGUUGAGCCUCCAGUCCUGACAGUGGACUCUAACUCCACCAUCAAUGGCAACUGUAACGUGACUGUGGCCUGCAGAAGUCAGAACAUCUCUGUCGACUCCAGCUGUAACAGCAGCACCUGCUCUCAGGUGGGAGGAGAGAGUAGAGGAGCUGAGACCUCCACUGUCCCCCUGCUCUCUGUCUAUGUGGCAGGGGGUUCCAUCAUCUGUAACCACAGCAACCAAGUCAGCUGGGCCAACGACACCAAGGAGAUCAAAACAAUUUGUCAGGAAAAAGAGCGGGACAUAGACCACAACUACGCUGUCACAGUCGGGAUGCCAGGUCCCAUCAUCCACGUCAUCAUCAUCUUUGUUGGAUGCGCCUUGAUUGGUUGGUGAAAGCUAAAUAAAGACUCCAGGUAACAGUCAAGUAGGUGAUGAAGAGCAGGAAUCUCCAGGUCCAGGUCAAGCAUCAGCCACAAUCUACAGUAUGGUGGGACUACCCCAACCCCAGCCUAUGAACCAUUCCACCAUGAUGGGAGACCAGUCUCCACCUGAGGACUUCCCCAUGACCUCCAUGACCUCCAUGACCAUGCCUGAGAGUUUAAAUGCUACUGUAUGGUGGGGCAAAAGAGAAGCAAACAAUAAUCAGGAAUUUUAACAUCAUCUUAGACCAGGAUUCUAUCACAUAGCUUGUUGUCAGCUAUACACCUUUGAAGGCAAUGCUCCCGCGUUCAAUGAGAAAACAUUCAAUUCAGUUCAGUCGGGAAAUUAUGUUUAAAUGUACAUAGCUGGCAAACCAUGAUCAAAUUGAAUCUUGGCCUAAGACCGCGGAAUAUCAGUGCUGUAGCGUGAUUGAAAUUUAAAGGCAAUGUACCUGCUUGUGUGGGGACUGCAUCGGUAAACUCUGCAUAUGUCGCCUCAAUCGGAAAUGACCUUUACAUUUCUAUCGUGCUACAAUUCGGAUAUUCUUCCAAACAACGAUCAACUACAGAUGAAGGAUCUUAAUUUGACCACACUGUUGUUGCAGGAAAUGCAAACUUGUAAUGUAUUCGAGGUUUAAAAAUGCUUCUAAAGUUUGGAAUUUACACUUUAAAAUAUCAAACUUGAUUUGCCAAUACAAAAAAAUCUAAAACCUCCACAAACAUUUUCAUUCAUUAUAUCCCCAUAAUCCUGUUGCAUCAGGAUAUUUUCCUGCUGUGAGAAACUAGUCAAAUUAACAUCCCACAUCUGUAAGCACAGCUGUCUUUGAAAAUGUUAAAUAUAUAUAUCUUUUCCUUGUAACAUUUUUGAACCAUCAUGACAGUAGUAUGCUGUAAAAGUACAUAAAAAUAACUGAACAUUUCAAAUUAUUCAUCAUAGUGGGAAUUAAACAGAAACAAAUAAUUUAUCAUAGUGGGUAUUCAACAGAAACACAUCAUUCAUCUUAAUGGGUAUUAAACAGAAACAAAUAAUUUAUCAUAGUGGGUAUUCAUAAGAACAAAAGAAUGUAUCAUGGUAAACAGAAACAAAUGAACCAAAGACAUGUGAUACUCUACAGUCAGAUAUUCUUACAUCAUGUUAUGCUGUGCAUUAUACUAUGUCAUGUAAUGCUAUAUUAUGACAAGCCCUAAUAAUAUGCCUUGAAAUGCUAUGCUAUCUUACAUUAGGCUAAAGACAUGCUACGGUACUUUGGCGACUGGUAAGUGUUUUUUUCCUUUGGGCUGUAUGUUUCAAUGUGUAGUUCAUACAUGCAUAAUCUAUAAGCAGAAUUAACGUUUUACCUCAAUGAGCAGCUGUUUUCUGGAAGCUGUGCGGCACCAUUUUCCCUACAUUUACCUCAACGUGCGCCAGCCCGCUAGAAAUGCGAGUUUCAGCCGAUGAGCUUCAGCCCCUUGCCAUUUGAGUGACAGCUAGCAAGACACACACACACACACAGCAGAGCGAGAGAGAGCAAUUACGUGUUACACAUAUCUGCACAUUUGUGAUGUGGCACGCAAUUUUCAGGUCCCACUUUUGGCUUGUGAGCGUUACUUUCAGAACUGCUUCCUAAAAAAUAUAACAAAUAAAAAAAUAAUAUCUAAGGUAUGUUAUUUAUAUAGAAACGAAUGAAAAGAUAAAGUAAAUAUAUUUUUUUUACUUUUUAAAUUACCCAAUCUGGUUUACAUGUGCAGGCAACAUCCUUCUGUUUCUGUGUACUGUACAUUGUUACAUAAAAAGGAACAUAAUUAUUAAUCUCAUGAUUAUACUAUCUGCUGCUGUAUGGGGCGGCAGUGUAGCCUAGUGGUUAGAGUGUUGGAUUAGCAGUCGAAAGGUUGCAAAUUCAAAUCCCCAAGCUGACAAGGUACAAAUCUGUCGUUCUGCCCCUGAACAGGCAGUUAACCCACUGUUCCUAGGCCGUCAUUGAAAAUAAGAAUUUGUUCUUAACUGACUUGCCUAGUUAAAUAAAGGUAACAAAUUGUAAAUAAUAUCGUCACUGUGGGAAGCCCUGUCAAUUGUAAAAAUACAAUAAACAUAAUUCUGUCACUCGUGGGCUUAAA
Oncorhynchus masou masou (cherry salmon) is the source of this 2910-nucleotide messenger RNA. RefSeq names its product SLAM family member 9-like. The record is from RefSeq and is a predicted model, not a curated record. The transcript is spliced from 5 exons. Lineage: Eukaryota; Metazoa; Chordata; Actinopteri; Salmoniformes; Salmonidae. Bases 56 to 790 code for a protein of 244 amino acids.